Messenger RNA from Entrophospora sp. SA101, 345 nucleotides. The record is from the annotation of a GenBank genome assembly. NCBI's taxonomy places the organism in Eukaryota, Fungi, Glomeromycota, Glomeromycetes, Entrophosporales, Entrophosporaceae.
AUGGGAAGUGUAACGUCAACAGUAAUAAAAAAAUGCUGGAAACAUACUGGAAUUUUACCUGAAAAUUUAAAAUUUUUGAAUAAUGUUGAAGUUGAGGUUAAAGUUGAUAUUGAACAAGAGAAUCGUGAAGUUCAAGAUUUAAUUAACCAACUUCCAUUUGACGAUUCACUUUUAGCGGAUGAGUAUUUAAAUAUUGAGAAUAACAUGGUUGCAGGCGAAUUAGUAAUGGAAGACGAGGAUAUUAUUGCAUUAAUUCAACCAACAGAAAUAGAAAUAGAUGAGCAACAGGAUGAAACCUUUAUUCCAAAAAUUUCUAUAUAUUACAGAUACCAUAAUUGGUGUUGA